This is a messenger RNA of Clunio marinus, 552 nucleotides long. The record is from the annotation of a GenBank genome assembly. Lineage: Eukaryota; Metazoa; Arthropoda; Insecta; Diptera; Chironomidae.
AUGGAGAAGUUUUAUUUGAAUGAGAAUGAGUAUCCUGAAGGAGUUUCCUCAAUCACCAAAUUUGAUACCGGUGAAUAUCCUAGUGUUGUCGAUCGCUACUUUACAAGAUUUUACCAUAAAAAAACUUCAGAAGAUGGAAACGAAAACGAAGAUCAUUUGAUUCUUUAUCAUUCUAACAGAGUUUGUCUUAUUGGUCUUGCACAAUCACACAUUGCAUUUAAAAAAGGUAUUGUUGGCAUUACAUACAAUAUCGGAAAUUGCGAUCGAAGUCUUAAUCAAGUUAAAGGAAAACAUAAGAAAGGCGGAAUGAAUCUUCAGCCUUUAACAACUCUCGCUAUCAUUACUUGCAAGGAUGGAUCGGAAUACAAAGUCCUAAGUUGUGUAACAGGAAAGUUGAUAGAAACAAAUGAUCGUCUUAAAGGUAAUUUAAACAAACUAUCUAUUGAAGGAAGUGGCUAUGUGGCAAUCGUACUCAUAAAACCGGAAAAUUGUGAGAAAGCAAAAAGCAGUUUGGUGUCUGAAAAAGAUUACAUCCCAUCAUGUUCAUUUUAG